UAGUUUUAUAAUAUGCCAGGAGAAUUUUUCCAUAGUCAAUAUGUUGCUUAUUUGCACUUAGCUACAUUGCAUCAAUAAUCUGAAAAAGAGAAAUAGCCUGGUUAUGGCUAGAGAUUCUGAUUAGAGGCUAAGAUUUCUAUCAUGGACUGCUUUCAACUGUUAUAUUUUAUGGCACAGAUUCAGUGGGAAUCUGAUCUGCUAAAAUAUUUGGGCUGUGAAAACUCCCACACUGUGACAGAUGUCAAGUCCAAUUAAGUGACUCAUGUCCAGGUUUCUGUCCAAUAGGAUUUCCCAUUAAAUAUCAAUUUAGGGGAAAAAAUUCCAUCCCCCUUCUUAAGCCUUUAUCUCUUCCACCAUCUCCAGGCUGAAUCAAUUGGUACCAAGAGAGCCAAGAAGCCACACACGCAUCUCUGUCUCUUUGCUCUGGCUCUCCCACCCUCUCGCCUCUUUCUCCGCUUCCCUGUCACUGUUACUCCGGGAGACGUUCACUUUUCACCAACCUUUCUCCAAGCAUCUCCAAGCCACUGACUCUAUAUAUUUUGCUACAAGAGACCCAGAAGAGGAAAAGAGGCAAGAGACUUUUCAACACAUCGUUAAAAAAAAAACAAAAACAAAAAAAACAACAACGAAUUUCCCGAAAUGUUUGAGAACAAUUAAAAGGAAAAGGCGUUUUUUUGAUCUAUCAACUAAGUGAACAAUCAUUCAUACCGUCCCUCGCUGUGGACACCAGCGAGAUGACAGCUGCUUUUUCAUUUUUGAAUGUAAUAAAUAUUUGCUGCUUUUAAUAUAUUUCGGAAUUUCUCCCCGCUAUUCCCUGGGAUUUUAACUCUAAAAGAUUGGAGAAAAGAUUAUCGAAAGGGCUUUUACAAGCCUCCAAAAUGAUGCUGAGUCCGGACCAAGCCGCCGACUCGGACCACCCCAGCUCGGCGCACUCGGAUCCGGAGUCGCUGGGAGGCGCAGACGCCAAGGUGCUGGGCAGCGUGUCGGACCUGGAGCCGGUGGAGGAGGCCGACGGCAAGGGCGGCAGCAGGGCCGCGCUCUACCCGCACCCGCCGCAGCUGAGCCGCGAAGAGAAGCGCCGCCGCCGGCGCGCCACGGCCAAGUACCGCUCGGCCCACGCCACCCGCGAGCGCAUCCGCGUGGAGGCCUUCAACCUGGCCUUCGCCGAGCUCCGCAAACUGCUGCCCACACUGCCCCCGGACAAGAAGCUGUCCAAGAUCGAGAUCCUGCGCCUGGCCAUCUGCUACAUCUCCUAUCUCAACCACGUCCUGGACGUCUAGGGCCGGGGUCGCGGCUAGGGGCCGCCUGGCCGGGAGUGGGUGAAACGCAGCCUACUGGGGCGGCCGCCGCGGGGAUGGCGGUGGAGGCGGCGGCCCAGCGGGACGGCGGCCACCAGGCCUUGGACCCGGGAGGAGGCUCGCACUGUGUUCUCUCCUGUCCGCCCGGCGACUCUGUAAGGUUUCCGACUCCAGAAGGGUGGGGUUGUCUGGGGAGUCCUGGGGCCUGCAAGGAGUGUUUUUCAGGCAAGGCGAACCUCCUGGAGGUACCCAGACAAGUGACCUCCAGGCCUCCCCUCCACGUGUUAGGAUCCCUUUAGGGAUUGUUGCUUUAGCUCACUGGAGACUUUGAGUUCUCCUGCAUUCAUCUCCCACAGAUCUUCAUGUUUUGAAAGGAUGAGGGGCAGAAGCUCAGAGUCUGGGCUUUUAUCUUUAGACUAUCUGGCUAUUUUUUCUAAUUGACAAAUCACCAAACAUUCGGAGGGGAGGGGAGCGAAUCGCCUCCAGGGCAAAGAUUUAAGGCACAGAAAAGUGGAACACAGAAAACUUUCUGUUCCGUUGUGAAAAGGAAGGUUAUAUUAGAAUCCAAAUGAAACAGACAAGCCUGGGCUAUUUGGUAAGGCUAAAAAGACACAUUGAGAACAGACACUGUGGAGAGAUUUGAAUUUGGUGAGAUUUUUAACCCCAAGGUCUGAUGCUACUGGGGACAGGAGAGUCCAUAUUUAAAUGGAAAAUUUAAUAUCUGAUUGCUUUUUCAGGCGAAGUGCCCCUUUAUAUAUCCAAAAACAUCUAUUUGUGACCUUAAACAUGUGGACCCAUAGGUGCAGUUAGAAAAAGACAACCUAUUUUUAUUUAUGUUAGAAGGAGUAGAGUAUUUUUUUCAGACAUUUAUUUUUCAGAGUGGUGAUAAUUUUACUUUGGAUACUCUGUGCCAAUUUAUUUAUAGUCAAGUGUUUACACUUUCUCCUUGUGGAAUAAUUAUGUCUAACUUUUUACGGUGUUUGUUAAGAUUAUACUGUGGUCUUUCUUUUUGCUCUAAUUAUAUUGCACUUGUAUAACAAAUUUCCCAUACCUCCCCGUUUCUAAACAUAUUUUAUAUAUUAAGAUGUUUGUUGGUUCUUUUAUUGUGAGAUCAGCAACACUAGCACUUCACUAUUAUAGUUUUUUAAAAAGUAAGCGUUGUUAUCCUUAUCCGUAGUUAUGUCUGAAAAGUACUUUGCGAACCGUUUAAAAGGAGAGUAGCUUCUUUGUGUGUGUGUGCGCGUGUGAUGUUUGUGUGUGGGAUGGUUUUAGGAAAUUAAGUUAUUUUCCUAAAAAAAAAAAAAAAAAAAAGAAUUCAGAACUACUUUCCUCUGUGGCAACCAAAAAGAAAAGUCUAUAACCUGAUAAUGUUUCAUGUUCUCAGCUGUGAAACUCUUAAAACAAGGAGUGUAUUUUAGAGAUAAGGGGAAAAAAAAAGAACCACAUCUGCUAUCCAAAGAAUUUAGUCUUUUCAGGGUUUUUUUGUGUCUCUGUUGCUUUAUAUAAUGCAAUAUUUUGUAGUGAAAAUAGAUAUAAUCUGGUUUCUAUCUGACGAGUUUUUCAUAUCUCAUGAAUGGUGCGCUGUUUUGCAUAUAAAUAAAGGUAUCAAAUAAAGUUAUCUCCUUUAUU
Bubalus bubalis (water buffalo) is the source of this 2927-nucleotide messenger RNA. It is a transcript of the gene NHLH2, whose product is annotated as nescient helix-loop-helix 2. The transcript is spliced from 3 exons. Lineage: Eukaryota; Metazoa; Chordata; Mammalia; Artiodactyla; Bovidae. Bases 879 to 1280 code for a protein of 133 amino acids. The record is from RefSeq and is a predicted model, not a curated record. Gene Ontology annotation, molecular function: DNA-binding transcription factor activity, RNA polymerase II-specific; protein dimerization activity; RNA polymerase II cis-regulatory region sequence-specific DNA binding. Gene Ontology annotation, biological process: regulation of transcription by RNA polymerase II.